Olea europaea var. sylvestris is the source of this 519-nucleotide messenger RNA. RefSeq lists its product as uncharacterized. The transcript is spliced from 3 exons. NCBI's taxonomy places the organism in Eukaryota, Viridiplantae, Streptophyta, Magnoliopsida, Lamiales, Oleaceae. Bases 1 to 519 code for a protein of 172 amino acids. The record is from RefSeq and is a predicted model, not a curated record.
AUGGGUGAAGAGGUUGGGACAGAAGCAGAGUCUGAACAACCAACUAACGAGGAGGAUAAAAGGAAAGAAACACCCACAGUAAGAGUACCUAGCCCCGUGAAAGCUUAUGCGCCUCCAAUUCCCUUCUCUCAGAGGCUACAAAGAAAGAAGUUGGACAAGCAGUUUGCCAAGUUUGUGGAGAUUUUCAAGAAACUACACAUCAAUAUCCCGUUUGCAGAUGCAAUUGCCCAAAUACCCAGCUAUGCUAAAUUCUUGAAGGAGAUCCUGUCUAACAAAAAAAGGCUAGAAGAAAAUGUGACAGUCUGCCUGAACGAGGAGUGCAGCGCCAGUGUUAAUUUGAUGGCCCUUUCUAUUUACAGGUUUCUUAGAUUGGGAGAAGCAAAAUCUACAACAAUCUCAUUGCAACUGGCUAAUAGAUCAAUCAAACGACCGAAUGGGAUUAUUGAAGAUGUGCUAGAAGAAGACAUUGGCGGUAUAAAUCUCUUGGUGGCAACCCUUUACCCCCAGUACCUUCAGUAG